AUGCGUCUACAACGAAGAAAAAACCUAUGUUAUACUCCUCGUCCUCAAAAUCCAUUUAUGUUAUAUCGUAGAGACAUGGCUGCGAAAUCAGAAUUUGUUGGAUUAAAAUCAUCAGAAGUUUCAAAAAAAAUUGGGAUGAUGUGGAAAAAUGAAACCACUGAAGUUAAAGAUUUAUUUAAUGCCAUGGCAAGAUUAGCAGAAAAACGUCACUCCGAAAAAUAUUCCGACUAUUCUUAUACUCCUAAAAGAAAAAAAAAAGAAUCUCAAUAA
Messenger RNA from Rhizophagus irregularis DAOM 181602=DAOM 197198, 270 nucleotides. RefSeq lists its product as uncharacterized. Lineage: Eukaryota; Fungi; Glomeromycota; Glomeromycetes; Glomerales; Glomeraceae. The record is from RefSeq and is a predicted model, not a curated record. Gene Ontology annotation, molecular function: DNA-binding transcription factor activity, RNA polymerase II-specific; RNA polymerase II cis-regulatory region sequence-specific DNA binding. Gene Ontology annotation, biological process: anatomical structure morphogenesis; cell differentiation; regulation of DNA-templated transcription.